AGAUCCAUAUCACAUGAAUCGAGGUACGUGUGCAUUAGUUAUGCCGCUAUCUGUAACGGUGUUUGUUUGUCCGUUAACGUCAGCUUGGCAAUCUCCGCCUACUUUUCUCUCUGCUCUGUGCGUCUGCAGCAAGUUCGUGUUCCUUUAAUCCCGUUAUUGUGGCUUUUAAUUUUGUGUCAAAUCCUCACUAAUUAGCUUCUUCAUAAUCUCAUUUGUCAUUGUACUAUCAUUAAUUUUCCUUAAUUAAGGCGCUUAACCACCAACACCCUCUGAAUAUUUAUACGUCUCGCUCCCUCUUCAGCUCUAUAAACUCCAAUUUCAAAGAUUGAUGAUGACCAGAAGUGCCCAAAGCAGAAGAAACGAAACCCUAGAUUCCUCGAUUCUCUAAAUUCUCCUCUUUCUUUAUACCUUUGCUCUCCAUACCCUCUGUAAAACCCACCUCAAGUUCCCAAUUCCAAGUCCUCUAGGGUUUGGUUCUUGGAUGGAUUUUCAAUUGGCCAAGAAAGGGUUCGAUUUCUCCCGGAGCAAGAAGAAAUGGCUGAUUUUACUAGCCCUCUCUGGUGUCUCUGGUUAUGGACUUUACAAGGUGUAUAAUUUGCCAUCCGUGGUUAUGAAAAGGAGGAGAUUGAUCAAACUUAUGGGAGCCUUAAUUUCUAUUGCUGAAAUGGUGUCCGAUUCCGCUGAGACGAUUGACAUUGUUUCAAGGGAUUUGAAGGAGUUUCUGCGUUCCGAUUCGGAUGAAAUUCCGAAUAGCUUCAAACAAAUUUCUAAGAUUGUCAAUUCGGAUGAGUUCUCCCAGUUGUUGACUGGGGUUUCUCAGGCGUUCACAGUUGGGAUUCUGAGAGGCUAUAAGUUGGAGUCAACAAAUGAUCAAUUGGCAUCAGGUUCAAGGAAUUCAAGUUUCGCUGAUAAGGCGAUGGACAGGUUGUUCUCUACUGCUGGGACUGGGUUUGUUUCGGUCGUUGUUGGUAGUUUUGCCAGGAAUUUGGUUUUGGGGUUUUAUUCUAACGUUGGAGCUGGUGUGGAUCAAAGUGAAUCGAGCAUAUCGGAAAUGCCGAGAUGGGUUAGUGUGGUUUGUGAUGACCGCUGCAGGCAGCUUAUAGCUGAUUGCAUACAGAAUUUUGUGAGCACGGCAAUCGCUGUUUAUCUUGAUAAGACAAUGGAUAUCAACACUUAUGAUGAGUUGUUCUCUGGCUUGACCAAUCCCAAGCAUCAAACCAAUAUGAGAGAGGUUCUGGUUUCUGUCUGUAAUGGUGCUGUAGAAACGCUUGUUAAAACAUCUCACCAGGUGUUGACAAAUUCAAAUUCCAAUUCCAACCUGAAUUCAGGUUCCAAUUCUCGUUCUGCAUAUUCAAUUGUUGAGCAGAGUGAAAGACCAAGCAGAGAUGAUUGUCUCAAGCAAGAAGUAUGUUUGAAAGAUGGAUACUCACUUGAAGGGGUUCAGAACCGUGGAUGGUUUGGUAAGGUUUCAUCCACUUUGGCUGUGCCAAGCAAUAGGAAGUUUGUGCUGGAUGUGACUGGGAGGGUGACUUACGCAACGAUAAGGUCUAUUGUGGAGUUGUUCUUAUGGAAGAUAUCAGAUUGUUUGAAGAGAAUACAUAAUGUAGUUCAUGAAGAGGUUGUAGAAAGGGGACUAGAGGUUAUUAGAUACUUUGGGGCAAAGUCGUCUGUUAUUGUUACCAUAUGUCUUGCCCUGUAUUUGCAUGUUCUGGGUGGCACUCGGAUUCUCUUACCUGCUUAAAUUGAUGGCCUUGUCCCUCCCUAAUAAAGCAUUUCUGUUUAUGACAUAGACCUGUUUUGUAUGUAUGUCUUUGUAUCCUCAGUUCAAAAGCUUAAUGAAAUAUUAGCUCACCUUCUCAUUU
Molecule: messenger RNA, 1862 nt
Organism: Hevea brasiliensis (rubber tree)
Lineage: Eukaryota; Viridiplantae; Streptophyta; Magnoliopsida; Malpighiales; Euphorbiaceae
Product: protein PHLOEM PROTEIN 2-LIKE A10
Exons: 1
Coding region: 482-1741 (419 amino acids)
Source: RefSeq, a predicted model, not a curated record